Messenger RNA from Penicillium alfredii, 2250 nucleotides. RefSeq lists its product as uncharacterized. Gene Ontology annotation, molecular function: protein tyrosine phosphatase activity. Lineage: Eukaryota; Fungi; Ascomycota; Eurotiomycetes; Eurotiales; Aspergillaceae. The record is from RefSeq and is a predicted model, not a curated record. The transcript is spliced from 3 exons. Bases 1 to 2250 code for a protein of 749 amino acids. Gene Ontology annotation, biological process: protein dephosphorylation.
AUGACAGGUCCAGGGCAUCCCUCUUCCUCGCCGUGGGUACAGAGUGCGCAGGGCGCCCACUGUGAUAGCGGCGCAACGCACUCCCUCUUCCACUCGAGAAUGUCCCCGUCCAACACGGGCUUGCUCUCAAGCAGCUCGGUUGCAGAACGUCCGAGUCCCAACUACUUCGGCAUAGCAGUAGAAAAUCCCGGAAACCCACCGACCUCCAGCCCAGGGCUGCACACGCAAAAGAAUUGGGGCUCUUUGUCGCGCACGCAAUCUUCGAUUCCUAGUCCAGAGCCGCGAUGGUAUCCCCAGGAAUCGGUACCAGAAGGUCUGGCGAAUCGCCUCAAGUCUGAAUCUGAAUCGAAUAAAGAACGUCGAGAUUCGGGAUCUCAAAAACCCCGUGUCACAAACGGCCAGAUACUGGCCAAGCAUUUGUGGUCCAAGCCCUAUUCACCACAUACAAGUGCUGGAUCAAAUGUUCGGGUGGAUGGGCAAUCAAGCGAGCGUGGACAUGGGAUCGCAAAAACCGGAUUCUCUUCCUCACAAGCAUCUGUACCGUACCUGUGGGUUUCGGCUGAGCGCUGUGCCGAGCUGCUUAAAUCACAUCGCCAAACCAUUUUGCUAUUGGAUGUCCGCCCAUACGCUCAUCAUGUGCAAUCCAACAUCAAGGAAUCAUUAAACCUCUGCAUUCCCACCACGUUAUUGAAGCGCCGUUCCUUCGAUACUCAGAAACUUGAGAAUACCUUUACCAACGACGCAGAUAAACAAAAAUUUGCCCGAUGGAGACAGUGUAGUGUGAUCAUUGUCUAUGACUCCAAUACGGCUGAGCGAAAAGAUGCCGCCCCGCUUUUGAAUGUGAUCGAAAAGUUUCAGACGGGAGGCUGGGAAGGUGAUGGAAUGGUUUUACAAAAUGGCUUCGAGGGUUUUGCUGAUCGAUUCCCGCGACUGAUACAUCGACCGGGGGUGGCAGGGCCGUCCCCUAAAAAGCGGUCUCCGAUGAGCAUUGAUCUCAAAUCCGUUGCUCCAGUUGUUGGAGGGUGCGCCCUUCCGGAGUCGUCAUAUGCGAUCAAUCCUUUCUUCGGCAAUAUCAGACAGAACAUGGACCUUGUCGGCGGCGUCGGGCAGAUUCCCUUGAAACAACCCGAUGAUCUGACCGAGCCUGAACGGCAAUCACUUCCUCUCUGGCUGCGAGACGCCUCGAAUGUCAAGGACCAAGGAUACACUGUCUCGGAUAAAUUUCUGGAUCUGGAGAAGAAGGAGCUGGAACGCAUGAAGCAGGCGCUGGCAUAUAAAGGAUCUUCGGCUUCGGCUGGUGGUGCGUCCAAGAAGUAUCGUGUCGCAGGGAUUGAAAAAGGCACGAAGAACCGAUAUAAUGACAUCUACCCAUUCGAUCAUUCCCGGGUACGGCUCGAAGGGAUACCGUCCGGCGCUUGCGACUAUGUGAACGCCAAUUAUAUGCAAGCUGAAUUCAGCAACCGACGGUACAUCGCCACGCAGGCUCCUGUCCCCGAUACGUUCAACGAUUUCUGGCGUGUGGUUUGGGAGCAAGACAUUAGGCUCCUCGUUUCUUUGACAGCCGAACUUGAGCGAGGACAGGUGAAAUGCCACCCUUACUGGGAGUCUGGGGAUUAUGGCCCGUUCAAAGUCAAGGCUUAUUCGGAGAGAUACAUCUACAUUGAAUCCAAGGGCCGGCCGAUCGAUACGGGGGACAGUCACAGUGGAUCGAGUUCGCAACACCCGCCUGCCGACGGAUCCAACGAAAACCCGGUCAUCAUAGUUCGGCAUUUCGGGCUGAGCCAUACAGGCUUCCCAUUCCAGCCACUGCGGGAGAUCACCCAGCUCCAGUACCCGUAUUGGCCCGAUUUCGGAACCACUUCCCAACCGACUCAUCUGCUGAAUUUGAUUGAGCAAUGCAACAAAGUGAUCCGUGCGACCAGCCCCGUCAGCUAUAAUAGCCAGCAAGCAGAACCGAGGGGCCAACGGCCAAUCCUGGUGCACUGCAGUGCGGGCUGUGGACGUACGGGAACGUUUUGCACGGUCGACAGUGUGCUGGACAUGUUGAAACGACAACGUGCCGAGAGCAACCGUACUGGAACUGAGGACCCCCCGGCCUGGAUCCAUGACGACCGUCUUGACUUGAUUGCAAAGACAGUAGAGGACUUCCGGACUCAGCGGCCAAGCAUGGUGCAGAACCUGAGUCAAUUCGUGCUCUGCUAUGAAAGUGUUCUCGAGUGGUUUGUUUCCCAAUUCAAGAACCAGUCUUAG